Messenger RNA from Chroicocephalus ridibundus (black-headed gull), 3967 nucleotides. RefSeq names its product prolylcarboxypeptidase (gene PRCP). Gene Ontology annotation, molecular function: dipeptidyl-peptidase activity; serine-type exopeptidase activity; iron ion binding. The record is from RefSeq and is a predicted model, not a curated record. The coding region runs from base 98 to 1537 and encodes 479 amino acids. The transcript is spliced from 9 exons. NCBI's taxonomy places the organism in Eukaryota, Metazoa, Chordata, Aves, Charadriiformes, Laridae. Gene Ontology annotation, biological process: regulation of blood vessel endothelial cell migration; negative regulation of systemic arterial blood pressure; angiogenesis involved in wound healing.
CGCCGGCUUCCCCUCGGGGCAGCCGUCGGGCGGGAGGAGGGGGAGCGGGGCCGAUAUAAAGCGGCGGGGCGGCGGGCGGUCCCCGCUCCUCUUGGCCAUGCUGCGGCUCCUCCUGUGUCUCCUCCUGCUGCUCGGGGCCGCCGGCGCCCUGCCCGCCCCCCGCCGCCGCCGGGCUGCCGCGCCGCCACCCGCCCCCUACCUCACGCGCUACCUCAGGCAGCAGAUUGAUCACUUUGGAUUUGAUGAAAAUCUUACGUUCCGGCAGCGGUAUCUAGUAGCAGAUCAGCACUGGAAGAAAGAUAAUGGGCCAAUACUGUUUUAUACAGGCAAUGAAGGAGACAUCACGUGGUUCUGCAACAAUACGGGUUUUAUGUGGGAUGUGGCUGAAGAACUUAAUGCAAUGUUAGUAUUUGCUGAACAUAGAUAUUAUGGAGAAUCUUUGCCCUUUGGGAAUGAGUCUUUCAGCGAUUCCAAGCAUCUGAAUUACCUGACAUCAGAACAAGCUCUGGCAGACUUCGCGGUACUGAUUGAGUACUUGAAGAUGACCAUUGCAGGAGCCCGUUACAGUCCUGUCAUAGCUAUAGGAGGAUCUUAUGGAGGAAUGCUUGCAGCCUGGUUUAGGAUGAAGUACCCCCAUGUGGUAGUUGGAGCUCUGGCAGCCUCUGCCCCAAUCUGGCAGUUUGGUGAUUUGGUUCCGUGUGGCACUUAUUUCAGCAUAGUGACUAAUGAUUUCAAAAAGAGUGGGACAGGCUGCUCAGAAAGCAUCCGGAAUUCUUGGAAUGCCAUUAACCACCUUUCCUCAACAGAUGCAGGUUUACAGUGGCUUUCCAGCACGUUUCAUUUGUGCAGCCCAUUAAAAAAUCUUCAGGAUGCUGCUAUAUUGAAAAAUUGGCUGAGUGAAACAUGGAUAAACUUGGCUAUGGUGAACUAUCCCUAUAAAGCGGACUUCUUGCAGCCUCUGCCAGCUUGGCCUAUAAAGGAAGUCUGCAAGUUCUUGAAGGAUCCCCGUCUUUCUGACAAACUGUUGCUGCAGAAUGUUUUCCAGGCAGUAAAUUUAUACUACAAUUAUUCAGGAGAAGCCUCAUGCUUAGACACCUCUGAGACUGCAACGAAGAAUCUGGGCCAGUUGGGUUGGUACUAUCAGGCUUGCACCGAGAUGGUGAUGCCCAUGUGCACGGAUGGGGUCAAUGACAUGUUCGAGCCUCAGAAAUGGGACUUUGAAGCACUUUCAGAAGAGUGUUACAGGCUGUGGGGAGUGAGGCCUCGCCCCUCUUGGAUUCUUUCUAUGUAUGGAGGGAAAAACAUCAGUUCACACAGCAACAUCAUCUUCAGCAACGGUGGCCUGGACCCGUGGUCUGCAGGUGGGGUGACCCAGAACAUCACCGAUUCCCUCGUGGCAAUCGUCAUCCCAGAUGGAGCCCAUCACCUGGACCUGCGCAGCCGCAACCCUGGGGACCCCAAAUCUGUGCAGCAAGCUCGAGCCUUGGAGAUCUGCUACAUGAAGCAGUGGAUUGAAAAGGCCAGGCACAGCCACUGAAGUGGUACUACGACGACUAUGGCCAUUAUACCUCUGUUGGCUUUGCUGGGAGCAGAGCCAGGCCUUAUCGCACGGUCACCUGAGCAUUUCACUCCUGCUUCCUCACCUGUGUUGCAGUGCUAACCGUUGCUCGUGCACAUGAGAGGAGCAGGCGGCAGAUGGAUGGAGAGCAUUCUCAGAUAAUAAGCUGUAGUCAAAGUGCGUAGAUUGAGCUGCCUGCCCUGGCUUGCUUUCCUCUUCUGCUCUUAAACGCUGUACUUUACCGUAACGUGAAGAAUUUCUGUUCUAGGCUUGAUGCCUUCCUUGCUGCGCUAGGUGGUUGCCCUGACUGCUGGCACAUGCAGUGGAUUAAAUGGCAGCGCUGCUGAUGAUAAAAAUCCCGCUGCCUUCAGUGGGAGUGAAUUUCAGACAUCCUCAGCUGGCGUAAGCUGUCACGGCAGGGGCAUGGAGAUAGUGGGGGAACAGCAGAAUAUCACAGUCUUACUGUGAUAUUUGGUGGAGGGGUAGGGAAGGCACGGGAGACCCGGCUGUGCCAUUCGUAAAGAAACUAAACAGCCCUUACCCUUUGGAAUCAAUGCUGGAAAAUAAGUUAAUAUCUUUUUUUUCCCCGCGUUAGUUUUCUAGCAGCUUAUUAAUCAAAGCUGCCUUAGGUGGCUUUUCCAUUCUGCGCUGAGCUGAACGGUCGGGGCUGGGCCCGGACUCACUCUGCUGAGAACUGUCUGAGCGUGCACAAUCUGCAUCAGGGUUUUAUUUCUUCCUUCGCUGUUUGUCCUAAUCCUGAAAUACCUGCCACUGUGAUGAUGGUUACCAAAGAAAACUCUGCGUAUGUUUUGUACGUGUGUGUAUAUGCGUGUAUCCCCCCCAGACACUUCGCUUUUUCAAAUCAGGAAGCUUUCGAAGCUAUUCUCUUGAAGAGCAAAUGUGACACUUGGAUCUUAUGAAGUGACAAAUAAUUGGGGCUGUGCCUUGUGUGGAUUCCCUCCUCCCCCCCGUUCUGUGUAUUGUUCAAAUUCUGCAUGAUCUGUUUGCUGAUGGCUCUUCAAUAAAAGCCUUUUUUUAAAAAAAAAUUGUUUGCGGGACGAACUAUUCAAAACACAGAAUGCAGCUAUCCUCUUGGAUCAGCCUAAAGCCUGAUGCUGAGCUCGACAGCCAGGUGCACCGGGCUUUCUGUAAGGCUUCCAAACCAGACAAACUGCCCUGAUUCAUGGGACAGCAUAUUUGACGUUAAUAAAUGGCUGGGGCAGUCCCCUCGUCUUCCAGCUUUGGCUUCAUUCACACUGGAGCCCUUCUUGAGAAAGGGUUCUUUGCAGUUUAAAGGACAACUCUGUUUCAGAAAGACUCGGGGAAGGCUUCUCUUCCCCAGACUCUUAAAAUUCCAAUUCUGUUGAAAAGUUUCCCCAGCUUUGAUGAUACGCCUGAUAGUUGAGUGUUUUCCUAAGACACCAGGUGGCCUUUUCUGUUCCCAGUCUCCUCCCAUCCUCUGGGAACAAAGCAAAGCCAACACUGAAAUUUUAUCUCUUAAUACACUCCUGUGCAUCUUCUUUCCAAUAGAGUUCCUGGCAUUCCCUCGGCUUGUGUUAAACAUGGCGUUUUGUGUUCAGGCUCCGCAAUCUGAACCUCUCAUGCUCUUCAGCAAGGUAAUUUCUUACGCGACUGUAGAGAACAAGGCCAGAGAAGAACCACCUGGGGAAAAAGAAAACCUACGUAGAACCUGCCCGAAACCUGUUGACUGAAAGCUGUUGGCAGUCUCUUUUCCAAUAAUUCCAGUUUUUGGUACUCUGCUGUGAAUACGCUCUUGCUUGUGUACUUUAUAAUGGCACAGUGGCCUUGAUUUUUUUGAAACAAAAAUGUUUUAUGAUCAAGUGAAUUACAGUCAAGUUUUUAGAAAUAGCGUUUUAUCUCCUUACGUGUUUAUUGAUGUGUGGUAAUGUCCCGGGUUAGUGCGAGGAAUGGAAUCUGCAAGAGUAACUAUAACUUUGGGGAUCACAAAGGGUUUAACUGAGCAAGCAACAGCCUGGUCCAGCUGCUCCCGCUGAUUGCUCAGGGUGCUGCUCCAAGUCCAGAUCCUGGGGUAAACAUUUCCCUGCUCUAUGGAGAAGGACGUGGGGAUAUCCAUGCAUUGGGCUGGGAACAGCCCACGAGUUAACGGCCACUGUACAUCCUAAUCGGCUUGGGUCUCCUUCGCUCUCCCCUGCUGGCUGACUUACUGCCUCGGGAAACAGCUUCUUCUUUGUUGUUUGGAAAGCGCUUUCUGGUUUCAAUCGGCAUAAGUAACUUAAACUUUCAUCCUUCUUUUCUUGCUUUUUUUCACUCCUUUCAUAAGCAGAAAAAAAAUGCCAUUUUAGUAAAAAAGCAUGCAAUUUUCAAUUUUUCAUUUUGAGAAUUUAAAACCAAAAAUUGUUCGGUGUGGUUUUGUGGAUUUUAUUUUUU